Acanthosepion pharaonis is the source of this 1140-nucleotide messenger RNA. NCBI's taxonomy places the organism in Eukaryota, Metazoa, Mollusca, Cephalopoda, Sepiida, Sepiidae. The record is from the annotation of a GenBank genome assembly.
AUGAUGGUCACAUCUAUGAAGCACAUUGUCUCUCUGAUCCUCUCUUAUUCCUCUUCUGGUAAUGACCUCUCUCUCUCUCUCUCUCCACCGCCCAUAUUGUCUUGUCUUCUUUCUCUCUCUUAUUGUCCUCGCCCCCUCUUUUUUCUCCCUUUUAAAUGUCUGUACAUAUGUAUCUAUCUAUCACAGUCUGUACAUAUGUAUCUAUCUAUCACAGUCUGUACAUAUGUAUCUAUCUAUCACAGUCUGUACAUAUGUAUCUAUCUAUCUAUCUAUCAUUUUUUUUCUUCUCUUAUUCCAUUAAAAACUCAUUAUCUAUCCAACACUAGUUUGUCUCUUUUUCUCCUUGGUUUUUCCCAUUUUAUCUAUGGAUCCACACCACGCCGCUCUGCCCCGUCACUGCUCUGUUCCUCUCUAUCUAUCUAUCUAUCUAUCUAUCUAUCUAUCUAUCUAUCCAUCUGUCUGUCUGUCUAUUGUCGAACUGUUCCUCUCUGUUCUCUCUCUCUGUGUUUUGUUAGUCUCUCUCUCUCUCUCUCUCUGUCUUUCUCUCUCUCUCUCUCUCUUUCUCUCUCGGGUCUGUUAUUUUCUCUCUCUCUCUCUCUCUCUCUCGGGUCUGUUAGUCUUUCUCUCUCUCUCUCAGUCUUUCUCUCUCGGGUCUGUUAUUUUCUCUCUCUCUCUCUCUGGUCUGUUAGUCUUUCUCUCUCGGGUCUGUUAUUCUCUCUCUCUCUCUCAGGUCUGUUAGUCUCUCUCUCUCUCUCGGGUCUGUUAGUCUCUCUCUCUCUCUCAGGUCUGUUAUUUUCUCUCUCUCUCUCUCUCUCUCAGGUCUGUUAUUCUCUCUCUCUCUCUCUCUCUGUUAUUCUCUCUCUCUCUCUCUCUCAGGUCUGUUAUUCUCUCUCUCUCUCUCGGGUCUGUUAUUCUCUCUCUCUCUCUGUCUCGGGUCUGUUAUUCUCUCUCUCUCUCUCUCUCUCGGGUCUGUUAUUCUCUCUCUCUCUCUCUCUCUCUCGGGUCUUUAUUCUCUCUCUCUCUCAGGUCUGUUCGCUCUCUCUCUCUCUCUCGGGUCUGUUAUUCUCUCUCUCUCUCGGGUCUGUUAUUCUCACUUACUCACACAGAAAUUGUUGUCAAUAUUCAAAUGUGGGAAGCUGA